CGCAGUUUAAAACGUAAACCGCGGCGCGGGAGGUAGUCUGAUUUUGUGAGGGGUUUUGUGCUGUAAACUGAAUGCGUGUGGAAUAAAAGAUACCCGACGUGUCAGAAUUUCAUGAAACGUCGUUUGAGAGAUAAUGGAUUCCAGUUUAGCCGGAAGGCCGGAGAGAGUGGGACCGGUGGAGGUGGGGGACAUAAAGAGGGACCUGCUGGCUGAGUUUUCUGCUCUGCCAACACAGCAGGACAACGCUCAGGAGCAGGGAGAGAACCUGCAGGUUUACCUGAGGGUUCGACCCUUUACUGCAGCCGAGAGUGACAGUGGAGAGUCACAGGACUGUGUGACAAUCGAGGGACCCGACACUGUGGUCCUCAAGGCUCCCAGGAGCUGCCAGUCAAACCGUCAGAGUGACAAGUCCCUCCCACAAACGGCCCAGAGGUUCACCUUCACGCAGGUGUUCGGUCCAGAGGCGAGUCAGAGGAAAGUGUUCGAGGGCUCGGUCCGGGGUUUGGUCCGAGAUGUUCUGCAGGGAGGAAACUGUCUGGUUUUCACAUAUGGUGUCACCAAUGCUGGGAAGACCUUCACCUUCCUUGGUCCCGACCAUGACUCAGGUCUGCUGCCCAGGUCUCUGUCAGUCAUCUUCAACAGCAUCGAAGGCCGCCUGUACAGCCGCUGCGACCUGAAGCCUCAGCGCUGUCGAGACUUCAGUAGACUGACUCCAGACCAGCAGGUGGCGGAGAGCAGCAGCAAGAGGAACCUGCUGAGGAUGCUGAAAGAGAGCGACAAAAGUGCGACGGCUGGAAGGUCGGCAUUCCUCGAAGGCUCGUCUCUGAGCAGCGACAGCAGUGUGAACAGCGUCUCAGAGGCCAACAGUUUCUGUUUGGACGUCGGCUCAAAUAUCUGUUUCUCCAUCUGGGUUUCCUUCUGUGAGAUCUACAACGACAACAUCCACGACCUGCUCGAACAGGUUCCCAGCGGACACCAGAAGAGGACGGUCCUGCGUCUGUCACAGGACUUGAAAGGAAACUCGUUCAUCAAAGAUCUGCGCUGGGUGCAGGUGAAUAGUUCAGAGGAGGCGUACAGAGUGAUGAAGAUUGGGAAGAGGAACCAGAGUUUCUCCUCCACCAGACUGAACCAGCUGUCCAGCCGGAGCCACAGCAUCUUCUCCAUCAGGAUCCUGCGAGUGGACGACGUCGGCGUUCCCAGAGUCCUCGGCAUCAGCGAACUCGCUCUGUGCGAUCUGGCCGGGUCCGAGAGAUGCUCGCGGACCCACAACACCGGCGAGAGGCUGAAGGAGGCGGGAAACAUCAACAGCUCGCUGCUCACGCUUGGAAAGUGCAUCCACGCCAUGAGGCUCAACCAGAACGCCAAGUUUCAGCACCACAUUCCCUUCAGGGAGUCCAAGCUCACACACUUCCUGCAGUUCUUCUUCUGUGAUGCCGGCCGGGUCUCCAUGGUGGUCAACAUCAACCAGAACUCGUCCUGCUUUGACGAGACGCUUAAUGUGCUCAAGUUCUCAGCCCUGGCUCAGAAGGUGGUGGUGCUGAACUCGAGGCCGGCAGCCCUGGAUGACACCUCCCAGAGGUCGGCCAUGGAGCUGUCGCUGAUCAUCGAUGAGGCCGACCGCCGCAGGAAUGUGUCAGGGAGGGGCAGGAAGAGCUCAUUAGUCGCCUGGGAUACGAGCCUGGAGGACGUGCUGGAGGAUGAAGAUGGCGAAGAGUGUGAGGAAGAUGAAGAGGAGGAGGAGGAUGAAAGUAUGAUGGAGGGAACGGUGCUAGAGGCAGGAGGCGAGGAUGAGGAGGAAGGAGACAGGACAAUGGAGGAAGAAGAGAAGUCGGGCAUGGAGGCGGCGAUGCGUCUCGUUCUCGAGGCUCAAAUCAGAGAUGAAGUCAGCACUGAGUUUAUGGAGCUUUUCAAAAAGAUGGAGAAGGACUACAGUGACCGCCUGGAAAGAGAGCGGGCGAUCCUGGAGGAGCGGGCAGAAAAGAGGGUGGAGAUCCUGAAGAACCUUGUCAGCAAGACAGUUGACCUGUCUCCUGCCAGCACGGACAGCAACAAGGAGGAGCAGGUGGCUCUGCUGGAGGGAAUCAUCAGCUCCAUGAGCGAAGACCUGGAGAAGAUCAGAGAGGACGCUCAGAGUGUCCACCGCUGUCUGACCGAGCACACACACACUGCAGAGCUGGAGGCACUGCGACGGGAGAACCAGCAAUCACAGGACCAACUGCAGGAAGCCAAGAAGUGCCUGGAACAGCAGCAUGAGAAAGUAUCAGAGCAGAUGGAGAUGUGUCAGCAGAAGGACGAAGCCCUCACCAAGCUGCAGGCAGCCAUGGACAGCACCGUGGAGAACGCCGCUCGAGACAGACAGCUGGUGGAGUCAUUCAAGUCGCAGCUGCUGGAGUUUCAGCAGACCUGCCGCUGCCUCAGGAGGCCAGGUGGAGAUGAGGAGGAGGAGAGCAGGAAACGUCAGCAUGUCUCUCCGGAGGAUGAGGAGCAAAAAGGAGCAAAGAGGAGAGUGGUCCUGGAGGAGGAGAUCUGGAGGCUGCAGGAGGAAAAUGACAAGAAGGAUGAGGCCAUCAUCGAGCUGAGAGAGAGGGAGGAGAGGAGGAGGACCUGGGAGGAGGAGCUGCGACAAGAGAAGGCGAGGCUAGAGGAGGAGCUGAGGAGACGGGUGGUGGAGGUGGAGCAGCUGAAGAAGGAGCAGGCUUUGCUGGAGGAGCAGGAGCAGAAGCUGACAGAUCUGGAUGGGUGUCCGAACUGCGACUCAGUGUUCGUGUCUCUGGAGUCGGAGCAGAGGGAGACGUCCAGACUGCUGAAGGAGAACAAAGCUCUGGUUAAUGGCAUCUUCCAGCUGCAGACAGAGGUGACCAACCUGCAGAAGCAGCUCAAAGAGCAGACUGACAGAUCUGACAGCCUAUCAGAGCAGUUCAGCACCACACAGACCCGCCUCCAGGACCUGGAGCACCAAUCAGAGGAGAAGAUCAAGUCCAUCAACAGUGUGACACAGGAAAUGGAGCAUCUUCGGAAGGAACAGGAAGGGGGGCAGAGCGGCAGCAGCGUUUUCCACACCGCCAUGGAGGAGCUGAAGAAGGAGAGCGAGGCGGCGCUUCAGUGCUCGGCUCAGAAAUCCCAAGAGAUCGAAGAACUGCAGAGAGAAAAUAGGCGGCUGGAAGCGGAGCUUAGACUCAGCGAGAACAGGUGUGCUGAGCUCAGGGUGAAGUUGGCCAAUCAGAGAGCAGAAUUCUCCCACCAGGUGGAGAAUCUGAGGGCGGAGCUUGACUCUGAGGGCGCCACUCUGCGAACGAGCUUGGAGGAGACUGAGGAGAGAAGGAGGCAGCAGAAGACGAUGGGAGAGCUGCAGCGAGUUGUGGAUGAGAAGGAGAACCUUCUGGAAGAGAGCCACCGACAAGUGGAGACACUGGGAGGAGAGCUGCAGCGUCUGAAGGAGGAGCUGCAGAAGAGGGAGGAGGAAGAGGAGGAGAAGGAGAACAGGGCUGUAGAGGAGGAGAGGAAGGUGCCUCUGGUGGAGGAGCUGAAGAAGGAGAUCCAGAAACUCCAGGAGAGGAAGGGGAGGCAGCAGGAGGAGGGGGGGAGGAGGAGGAGGAAGAGCAGGGAGUGUGAGGAAGCAAAAAAGGGUGUGGAGAAACUUCAGAGACCGAAAGAGGACAGAGAGACUCACCUGCAGGCAAAUGCACAGGACCUUCAAGAUUCUCCUCUGAGGUCCAGCAUGGCUUUCAGGAAGAAAACUCACAAAACUGUGGGGAGGAAGAGGAAGAGCUGCGAGGUGGAGGAUUUGGUGUGCAGUGAAAACAAGCAGAACAAACCGAGAGGAAACGCUAGGAGCACCCAGCAGGAGCGAGGUGGGGCUCUGCAGAAGAUCGAAGAGGUGAUCCACAGCUCGCCCUCCAUCCUGGGCAGCAAAGCUAAAAACAGCCGCCUGGUGAAGGAGGAGGCAGUAACCACGGCAAUCAAGCCGCGGCGCGGGCGCAGGAAGCUUUUUAAUAUGGACCCUUGGGCGCCGAUGGUCGACUCGCCACACACAACGCCAGCAGGAGCAGAGGAGGACCGGGAGAGCGACCACAGCAUCAUGAAGAGAAAGCUGCGCUCCCAAACCUGCAGGAAGUGACAUCGUGACCACGUGUCUGGCUUCUCUGUUUGAUUUUUAAUGCCUGUACAGUGUCUUUGAUCAGUUUGUGUUAUUUUUGUUUUGUUUUUUUAAUCAAGCUUCAUAAAGAAAAAUGUCAGUUCACUGUCGUGAGGCCCCGCCCACUCUGACAGUUGAUCUGAUGGGUGGAACGGCCUCAAAACUGAACCCAAUUGAUUUUACAAAAGAAAAAUGAAGGGAAUUAAGAAUUUAAGGUGGUUCGCUGGGUUCUAACUUCUGUUUAUAUAAAUAAAGAUGAGGGUGAAUUCUGCUUCAGUGAGUUUCUUCCUAGUGCUCUACAUAAAUACAAUUUUUAUGAAUCUGAUGUAUGUGUGCCAAGCUAGUGCUGUGCAUUAAAAGAAUCGUGACAAGUGAAGCCAGUCUGACCUGGUGGGAGAUUAGGGGGCAGAGCCAACAACCCCACCCCCAUAAUCCUUCCCCCCCCAGACCAGGCACCAGGGGAAGCCCUAGCACCCGGCAGACCAGCAAAGGCAAGCCGAGAGGACCUGUCCAAGGAUCCUCAGAGAGGCAAAACCACAGUGAGGGGACAGGGCUGACGGUGCAGCGGGCACAGAUACAUUUAAGAACAGAUCAAGGGCCAGGUGAACGCAAGAGACCGCAGGGAGGUGGAGCAACUGAGGAGAGGGGCAGGGGGAGGAAUCACACCUGCCAAAUAGGUUCCAUGCAUCCAGUCACCUAGAGGCCAUCUCGUGCCAGACAAAGGCAACCAUGGUCAGCCAUCUCAACCUUCUCCCAAACCCAGGAAGGGCCUCCCCACCCACUUCACAAAACCUGGGUUUGAGCACCACAUCCUCGAGCCCAGCCCCCCAGGUCAGGGAGAGCACCUCCCACCCCAAAUGGGGGCGAGGGACUAGGGGAACCAACUGCCCCCCACCCCAGGACCAACCAGUGCACCCCAACAGCACCGGCCAGCACCACUGGUGCGCACACCCUGUGGCCUCCACAGAAACUCAUUCAUACCUGUGGGUUGUGCAGCUUAAAGGCAAAGGAGGUGAAGUAGUUUCCUUCAGGUUUGGGAUACAUGAUUUAACUUUAGCGCCACUAAAAUUGUGUCAGAAAUGUUUCAUUAAAUAUUAAACUUCCACUUUUUAAAUGUUCUGUUAGUUUGGUAAUCUAAA
Messenger RNA from Archocentrus centrarchus (flier cichlid), 5274 nucleotides. RefSeq names its product kinesin-like protein KIF20A. The transcript is spliced from 32 exons. The coding region runs from base 134 to 4117 and encodes 1327 amino acids. The record is from RefSeq and is a predicted model, not a curated record. Gene Ontology annotation, molecular function: ATP binding; plus-end-directed microtubule motor activity; microtubule binding. NCBI's taxonomy places the organism in Eukaryota, Metazoa, Chordata, Actinopteri, Cichliformes, Cichlidae. Gene Ontology annotation, cellular component: nucleus; mitotic spindle; spindle microtubule. Gene Ontology annotation, biological process: spindle elongation; mitotic spindle assembly; microtubule-based movement.